AUGAUUUGGUUAGUAAUCCUGCUCUCCAUCCUGGAUGGAGCUGUCUCCCAGCUACACUACUCCGUGCCAGAGGAGCAGGAACCUGGCUCUGUGGUUGGGAAUAUUGCAGAGGAUUUAGGGCUGGACAUUACCAAACUUUCCGCUCGCCGCUUCCAGACUGUGCCUAGUUCACGGACACCUUAUCUGGAGGUGAACUUAGAAAACGGUGCGCUCUUGGUGAAGGAGAAAAUUGACCGGGAAGAAAUCUGUAAGCAGACCAUCCCGUGCCUAUUGCACCUGGAGGUGUUUCUGGAGAACCCACUGGAGCUCUUUCGCGUGGAGAUUGAGGUGAUGGAUAUCAACGACAACGCACCCAGCUUUCCCGAGACGGACAUUUCCGUGGAGAUAUCGGAGAGUGCCAUCCCCGGGACCCGUUUCCCGGUGGAGAACGCCUUCGACCCUGACGUGGGCACAAACGCUCUCAGCACAUAUGCCAUAACGAAAAAUAACUAUUUUUACCUUGACGUGCAGACACAGAGCGACGGAAACAAGUUCGCAGAGCUGGUGCUGGAGAAGCCGCUGGACAGGGAGCAGCAGGCGGUGCACCGCUAUGUGCUGACGGCUGUGGAUGGGGGCAUCCCGCAGCGGACCGGGACGGCUCUCCUGGUCGUUAAAGUUCUGGACUCUAAUGAUAACGCGCCUACAUUUGACCAAUCUGUGUAUACUGUUAACCUGCGGGAAAACUCGCCUGUGGGCACCUUGGUCAUUCAGCUCAACGCCACGGAUGUUGACGAGGGACAAAACGGGGAAAUAGUUUAUUCUUUCAGCAGUCACAACACCCCGAGGAUAAAGGACUUAUUCAAUAUCGAUGCCAGAACAGGUAUGAUAGAGGUGGCGGGCGAGGUGGACUUUGAAGAGAGCAACACGCACCAGAUUUACGUCCAGGCUAAAGAUAUGGGGGCUAACGCAGUCCCCGCGCACUGCAAAGUGCUGGUGAAACUCGUGGAUGUGAACGACAACACACCAGAGAUCGGUUUCAGCACUGUGACUGAAUCCGUGAGCGAGCAGGACGCCCCGGGCACCGUGAUCGCACUUUUUAGCGUCUCAGACCGGGACUCUGGUGAGAAUGGGCAAAUGAGCUGCGAAAUACUGGGAGGUGUUCCUUUCAAGCUCAAAUCGUCGUUUAAAAACUACUACACUAUCGUGACGGACGGGCCGCUGGACAGAGAGAACACAGAUUCGUACACCAUCACCGUGGUGGCCAAAGAUAAGGGUCAGCCUUCUCUCGCCACCAGUAAGUCAAUUAAAGUGCACGUUUCCGACGAGAAUGACAAUGCGCCCAGUUUUACGCAAGCUGUUUAUGAUGUGUAUGUGACUGAGAAUAAUGUGCCAGGUGCUUUCAUUCAUGCCGUGAGCGCUUUGGACCCUGAUGUAGGACAGAACGCUCUUAUUACCUACUCCAUAUUGGAGUGUGACAUACAGGGCAUGUCUGUGGACACGUAUGUAUCCAUAAACCAGGACACCGGUUACCUUUACGCACUGCGCUCUUUUGAUUAUGAACAGCUGAAGGAGUUUAGCUUUAUGGUCCAGGCUAAAGACUCGGGUGCAGCUGAGCUCUUCUCUAAUGCCACUGUAAAUGUGAUUAUAGUUGACCAAAAUGACAACGCUCCCUCUGUAAUUGCCCCCAUCGGUAAAAACGGCACAGCCAAAGAGCACCUGCCUCGCUCUGCGGAGCCCGGCUACCUGGUGACGCGCAUUGUGGCCAUGGAUGCGGACGACGGCGAGAACGCACGGCUGUCCUACAGCAUCCUGCGGGGCAACGAGAUGGGGAUGUUCCGGAUGGACUGGAGGACAGGGGAGCUGAGGACAGCCCGCAGGAUCUCUCCUAAGCGGGACCCGCAGGGCUACUAUGACCUGCUGAUUGAAGUGAGGGACCACGGGCAGCCUCCUCUCUCGUCCUCGGCGAGUGUGAGUGUAAUAUUAGUGGACAGCGUGGUCGAGGGCCGCAGCGGGGAUCGUGGCUCGGCCUCCAAGGCAAAGGAGACCUCCCUUGACCUCACUCUUAUUCUCAUCAUAGCCCUUGGCUCCGUUUCCUUCAUCUUCCUCCUGGCCAUGAUCGUACUGGCCGUGCGCUGCCAAAAGGACAAGAAGCUCAACCUGUACACGUGCCUGCUGGCCGGUGACUGCUGCCUGUGCUGCAGCUCCUGCUGCAGCAGGCAGGCUAGGGGCCGGAAACAGAAGAAGCUGAGUAAAUCAGACAUCAUGUUAGUUCAGAGCACCAACGUGACGUCAGGGGUCGGGCCCGUGGGGCAGGUGCCCGUGGAGGAGUCUGGUGUGGGCGGCGUGGGAGGGGGCUUCGGCUCUCACCAUCACCAGAACCAGAACUCCUACUGCUACCAGGUGUGUCUGACACCGGAGUCAGCCAAAACGGAUCUGAUGUUCCUCAAACCGUGCAGCCCCUCCCGCAGCAAUGAUACGGAUCACACCAACCCCUGUGGCGCCAUAGUCACGGGUUACAGUGACCAACAGCCGGACAUCAUAUCCAACGGCAGUAUUCUCUCUAAUGAGACAAAACACCAACGAGCAGAACUCAGCUAUCUGGUGGACAGACCCAGACGUGUCAACAGUUCGGCAUUCCAAGAAGCAGACAUCGUCAGCUCCAAAGACAGUGGUCAUGGCGACAGCGAGCAAGGCGACAGUGACCACGACGCCACCAACCGGGGUCAGUUGGCCGGCGCUGACCUGUUCUCUAACUGCACGGAGGAGUGCAAGGCCCUGGGCCACUCCGACCGCUGCUGGAUGCCGUCCUUCGUGCCGUCCGACGGGCGCCAGGGUCCGGACUACCGCAGCAACCUGCACGUCCCCGGCAUGGACGCUACCCUGCCCGACACUGAGGUACCCUCCUCCGUCAACCUCUCCGACCAACUCACCAUGACCUCGUCCGCCGCCUCGUCCAGCGAUAGGUCAUUCUCCACCUUUGGCAAGGACGGUCAAAGAUCACAGUCACACCACAGCCUUCACCAUCACCUCCAUCCGCAACAGCAGCAGUACAGCUCCAGCACGCUAGAGAGGAAAGAGUAUGAUAGGGGGACCCUACCGUACAAACCCACCUUUCUCUGUGAGUAUCAGUAUGAAAGUUCCCUGGGACCUUAUGACUUUGGUCUGGUCCAGUACAGAUACUAA
Molecule: messenger RNA, 3162 nt
Organism: Scomber japonicus (chub mackerel)
Lineage: Eukaryota; Metazoa; Chordata; Actinopteri; Scombriformes; Scombridae
Gene: pcdh10a
Product: protocadherin 10a
Exons: 4
Coding region: 1-3162 (1053 amino acids)
Biological process (GO): homophilic cell-cell adhesion
Cellular component (GO): plasma membrane
Molecular function (GO): calcium ion binding
Source: RefSeq, a predicted model, not a curated record